CUGUUUGGAAAGGAAUAAUGUGUAACCAAUACCUCCACUUCAGUAUCUCAGAAGUGCAGUGUGUGCUAAUUAGGCAUCCUGGAGCCUUUGGAAAAUGCUCCCAUUGUAUUUCUAGAUGGAAUCUACCCUGUUCCCCCUUUUUGGACAAGCGAGCUGGUUAUUCAGCUCUGAGAAGCUCAUAGCCAUUGGCAGAUGAUGCAUCUUGAAAGUCAAGGUUGAGAGCAUGAGUGGGUUUGUGUUUUCUAUUUUAUUUCUUUCCCCCUCCCCUCCCUCCUGGUGCACGUUGCUAGAUUUGAAUAAUUAAUGCCUGUUGUCUUGCUUCCUGUUUUCAUUUCUGUAUGUAAUGCUAACCAGCAGUGGGCUGAAUCAUUCAUAGGCUGCUUUCUGCACCUCGACAGCUGGAGAUGUCAUGGGAACAGUGACUGGGAGGUGCUGCAGACUUUCUGCUGCUCCCCUGACUCCGUUUCUGGAAGCAGGAGCAGGCGCUCCCAGGAGCUGAUGGAUUCGUGGUAGCUGGCUCUGGAGGGGCUGGAAGGAGCAUGGUUAAACACCAACCCCUGCAGUACUACGAGCCCCAGCUAUGUCUGUCCUGUCUGACCGGGAUCUACGGCUGCCGCUGGAAACGGUACCAGCGGUCACAUGAUGACACCACCAAGUGGGAGCGCCUCUGGUUCCUCAUCCUCACCUCAUCCUUCUUCCUCACCCUGGUCUGGUUUUACUUCUGGUGGGAAGUUCACAAUGACUACAAUGAAAUCAACUGGUUUUUAUAUAACCGAAUGGGAUAUUGGAGUGACUGGUCCAUUCCAAUCCUUGUAACAACUGCUGCUGGCUUUACCUACAUUACAAUGUUGCUGAUCCUGGCACUGUGUCACAUAGCUGUGGGACAGCAGAUGAACCUGCACUGGCUGCACAAGAUUGGCCUGGUGACAACCUUGAUAACUACUGUGGUGACCAUGUCAUCGAUAGCACAGCUUUGGGAUGAUGAGUGGGAGAUGGUAUUUAUUUCAUUGCAGGCCACAGCCCCUUUCCUGCAUAUAGGAGCCCUGGCAGCUGUCACAGCACUGUCGUGGUUGGUGGCAGGGCAGUUUGCACGGACAGAGAAAGCCACUUCCCAGAUGCUGAUGUUCACUGCGUACCUGGCAGUUGUAGUUGCACUUUACCUCGUCCCCCUGGCCAUCUCCUCCCCCUGCAUCAUGGAGAAGAAGGCCCUCGGACCUAAGCCAGCCAUCCUGGGGCACCGUGGGGCACCCAUGCUAGCACCAGAGAACACUCUGAUGUCCUUCCAGAAGGCAGUGGAGCAGAAGGUGUAUGGAGUGCAGGCUGAUGUGGUAUUGAGCUAUGAUGGGGUGCCCUUUCUGAUGCAUGACAAGACUCUCAGGAGAACAACCAACGUGGAGGAGGUGUUUCCAGAGCGGGCCUACGAGCACUCCUCCAUGUUUAACUGGACUGACCUGCAAAAGCUCAACGCUGGAGAGUGGUUCCUGCAGAACGACCCUUUCUGGACAGCGGGCUCUCUCUCAAGGGCUGACUACUUGGAGGCUGCCAACCAGUCAGUCUGCAAGCUGGAAGAUAUGCUGGAGGUGAUCAAGGACAACACAUCCCUCAUCCUGAACUUCCAGGACCUGCCAGCAGCUCAUCCCUACUACAGCACUUACAUCAACAUCACCCUGGAAACCAUCCUGGCAUCGGGGAUUCAGCAGCAGGCUGUGAUGUGGCUGCCAGACACGGAGAGGCAGCUGGUCAGGCAGGUUGCUCCUGGUUUCCAGCAGACUUCUGGCCUCAAGCUGGACGCAGAGCACCUGAGGGAGAAGGGCAUCGUGAAGCUCAACCUGCGGUACACCAAGGUCACCAACGAGGAUGUCAGGGACUAUGCUGUGGCCAACCUGAGUGUGAACCUGUACACGGUGAACGAGCCCUGGCUGUUCUCCAUCCUCUGGUGCGCCGGCGUCCCCUCGGUCACCUCCGACAGCUCCCACCUCCUCCGCAAGGUGCCUUUCCCCAUCUGGCUCAUGCCUCCAGACGAGUACCACCUAAUCUGGAUCACGUCUGAUCUCAUUUCAUUUCUUGUAAUUGUAGGAGUUUUUAUAUUCCAGAACUAUCACAUGAUCAGGUGGCGCCUGGGAAGCAUCAGGACCUACAACCCAGAGCAGAUCAUGCUCAGCGCUGCCGUGCGCCGCUCCAGCCAGGAUGUCAAGAUCAUGAAGGAGAAGCUGAUCUUCUCAGAGAUCAACAACGGCGUGGAGCCCACAGAUGAGCUGUCCUUCUGCUCCGAGAACGGCUACGCCAACGAGAUGGUGACGCCCACGGACCCGCGGGCCGCCAAGCUGCGGCUCAGCUGAGGGCUCAGAGCCCUGCUCUCCUGCCUCCCGGGGCAUGGCAACCUCUGAGGAACUGCUGCUCGGGCAGAAACCCGCUCCCACUCCCCACCACUGCCUGCUCCAGCUCCCUGGUUGUGAGGCUGGGGGGCUUGUUUUUGUAAAUAUGUAGAAAAUCUGAAUUUUUUUUUUUUGGUCUUUUUUUUUUUUUUUUGAGUGUAAUUUUUCCAGGGCAUGAGUGGAAAUACCAUGUUCAUUAAAUCUUCAACCUUAUGGCUGAAGUUCUUUGAAUCUUGAUGUGAGAGCCUGAGUCCCCUUGGGGAGUUUUGGGAGCAACACGUUGGACCUGUGUCCCAUUUCUCCCCCUUUCCCUAAUCCAGUCCUUCCCCUGGUGCAGCGACUGUGUAGCUGAAUGUUGUGAUGUUCUUGUGAAGUGCUGAUUUUGUUAUGGUUUCUUUUGUUUUUCCCCUGUUCCCCUUUCCCUGGGCAAUGAAAUUGUAGCUCUGAUGCAACAGGAGGCUGUUGGGAGAAGAGAAGCUUGCCUAGGAGAGGAAUUCUCGCUGCCCUUCCCUGCUGAAGUUCAGAGCCAGGGAAGGACUUGCACUGGCUCAGUCACUCGGGCGCCUGCUCCUUGUCCCAUCCUCCUUCCCCAAAACCUGGAUGCUCAAUGGGGAAUGGCCUUCUCGGAAUGUCCUGCCAGAGUUUUGAAGACAAAUCCUGAGCAUUGGCUGUAGAUUGGUCUCUGCUGGCAGCAGUUCUUGAUUUCUAUUUUUUUUUCCCCCUUUUUUCUCUCUUCUCCCCAAGCUGGGCUCUGUUGGGAGCCUGGGUGGCUUGUGCCAGGCAAUGCCAUGGGCACCACCACUGCUGGGAUCUGGCUGAAGUGCCUGCCACUCCACGUGGCAUUUGCAGUCACUCCUUGCUUCCCUUCUGGAAGAGGAGGUGGUGAUGCAGUGGGAGUUUCCCCCUCUCUGGGCCCAGGAGUUGCCCAUGGGUGAAGAAGUUGUAAAUAGUCUGGAAGGCAAAGCAGCCCUGGGAUUUAAUUUAUUCCUGCAAGGAGACCUUUGCUCCUUGCUGUAAAAGCAGGAUCUUUAAUAGCUGCACAUUUGUGUCCUCCAAAGGAGUGAUGGUCUUGCAGCAGAUGCUGACGGGCUCUGAAGGAAGAGGCUCCCAUCAGCAGGUUUCCAAUGCAAAAGGCUUUAACCUAAAAUCUUAGGCCAGAGGUUAAAAGUUAAAAAAAAAAAAAAGGUAAAAAAAAGAGGAGAAGGCAGUCUUGGGGAUGCUGAUAUACAUCAUAUUCCACACCCAAAGCCACGAGAGAAACAGCCCUGAGCAGUUUCUUCUUUGUUUUGGAACUGCUCUCUCCUUUUAAGCUGAAAUCCAGUGGCAUUUUGAAACCCUGAAGUUUGGGCUUAUUGUCUAAGAAUUGGGGGCAAAAGUGGCCAACUUAACUAUACGAAAACCCCACGUUGCUAAUGACAAUGUGAAUUUUAAUGCUUUAGAAAGCACCACCUAAAAUCAAGACUUUAUUCCUUUGCAUCUUCCCUGGGUUUUUGUGAGUGUAAGUGGAAUAAGCCCCUCCUCUUACCUUCCCCAAACACUGUCCUUCUUCAUGGUCCUCUCAAGUCCAUGAAAUACAGCGUGUCUUGUUCUGGAGAACUGCAAGAUUUUGGUGGAUUUGAAGGUAUUCUGAGAACUAAGUUGCUUCUCCCUUUGAUGUGGUGCUGUAUUGAACCAUUCCUGGUGGAUUGUCAUUGCCAAGUGAGAGAUGUUGUUAAACCUCAGCAUCUGUUGGUGAUCACCUGCAUGUUCUGUUUCUAUCCUUGGAGAUCACUUUAUUGAAAGGUUAAGUGCUUAAAAGCUUGGAAGUGAUAAAAGCAAACCAAGAAAGAGUUGUUUUCACAAUUAACUUUUUUCUUUUUUUUUUUUUUAAACAAGACCCAAAUUUCAUGCAUAAUGCACUGACUGUUAUUGUCCUAAAUAUUUGCUACCUUUUUUUUUUUUUUGGAAAAAAAGCAGAGGAUGAUACUUUUUUGAUGAAACUAGAGCUAGAUCAAAAUCAACUCUGCAAUGCUCUGUGAAAUAAACUGUCAGUAUUCCCCUGCCA
This is a messenger RNA of Taeniopygia guttata (zebra finch), 4419 nucleotides long. Lineage: Eukaryota; Metazoa; Chordata; Aves; Passeriformes; Estrildidae. The record is from RefSeq and is a predicted model, not a curated record.